This is a messenger RNA of Auanema sp. JU1783, 921 nucleotides long. The record is from the annotation of a GenBank genome assembly. NCBI's taxonomy places the organism in Eukaryota, Metazoa, Nematoda, Chromadorea, Rhabditida, Rhabditidae.
AUGUCACAUAAUUCAAAUGGCAUAACCUCGAGUAGAGGAUCUAUUCAGAGUCGCAAUUCGAACGGGAGAACACAAUUAAACAACUUGCAUGCUCAUCAAUCUUUGAGAAUUCCAGCACUUUUGGAGGUAAAGUCCAAGUUUGAUGCAGAAUGGAGGCGAUUCUCGCUGGAUGCUGAUCCUCAUGCUCCUACUUAUGAUUCUUUUCGCAGCUUAGUCGAGAAGCUGCAUAAGUUGGAGAGUGUUCCAUUUACUCUGUGCUAUACAAGUCUCGCUGGAGAUUUGCUGCCAAUAACAAACGAUGAGAAUUUACGUAAGUCGUUUGAGUCAGCAAAACCAACUCUUAGACUACUAAUACAAAGGAAAGGUGAAUCAUGGGAAGAAAAAUAUGGUUAUGGAACCGAUAGUGAUAGAAGAAAAAAAGGCUUGUCUUCUCUAAUUACGGCGCAAAAAACACCAAAGAGAAACUAUCUGAUCUCUAAUCCUGAAGACUUCAGACAAGUUUCUGCCAUUAUUGAUGUUGAUAUUGUUCCGGAAGCUCAUCGGAGAGUUCGUUUGUGCAAACACGGUCAAGAUAGACCGCUUGGAUUUUAUAUAAGAGAUGGAACAACUAUGCGAUUGACAGAGAGAGGUGUUUGCAAAGUUCAAGGAAUUUACAUUUCUCGGCUUGUCGACGGUGGCUUAGCAGAGUCUACCGGCUUACUCGGAGUAAAUGAUGAAGUACUGGAAGUGAAUGGUAUAGAUGUUGCUGGGAAAUCUUUGGACCAAGUAACAGAUAUGAUGGUAGCGAACGCUCACAAUCUCAUUAUAACCGUUAUUCCUGCAAAUCAACGAAACACUCUCCAACGACCCCUACGAGAAAUGAAACGUCGAGAAGAAGCAGAUGACUCGGACUCUGACGAUGAAGUUAUUGACUAUCAAUAA